AAAACAUUGAAGAAGACAAGUCAUUUGCGAAACUAACCCGAAUUGUCACAUGCGGAUGGACAUUUUAAGGCUCGAGUCAAAAGGAAUAUUUUAAAAUUAUCAGUGGGCCUAUCAAAGGUUACGGGACCUGUCAGCACAGCGCCGACAUGAAAAUUUGUUUCGUUUGACUAAUCACGAAUCAACAGUGCUGUAAACGGGGAAUACUCAAACGGAACGUUUAACGGUUGAAACUGCCACCCAGGUGGCGUCCUCUUGAUUGUGCAGACUGAAAAGUACAGGGAGCAGCGAAAAGCUGUCAAGUUGUGCAGAUCACCCAGCACUGAGGCUCAGGACGGAGCUUGGACAGAAGAGAAAGAGAUGAGGAUGCUUCUUUUGGCCAAAAUGCUCACCUUUUCCGAGCUUUGACACUGCAGAGGUAUCAGAGUGCGGUGCUGCAGCAGCACCCUCCUGAAUUCUACUGAAAGAAGAGCAGGAAGAAAGCAUCUUUACUCUUGGGUGGAAAGCGGAGACUGAAAGAGACACUCGUCAGUUACUAGAACGACAUGGGAAAAGAAGCGUCAAACACUUUGUAAGAUGUUUCCUCAUCACAGAGAAAGAGAGCAGCCAAUCUUCAGCACGCGGGCUCAUGUCUUCCAGAUCGACCCAGCCACAAAGCGGAACUGGAUCCCUGCAAGCAAGCAUGCGGUCAGCGUGUCUUUCUUCUUUGACUCCAAUCGCAACGUCUACCGCAUCAUCAGUGUGGGCGGCACCAAGGCAAUUAUCAACUGCAUCGUUACACCCAGCAUGACAUUUACGAAGACAUCGCAGAAGUUUGGUCAGUGGGCUGACAGCAGGGCCAACACAGUCUACGGUUUGGGCUUUGCUACAGAGCAACAACUGCACCAGUUCUCAGAGAAGUUCAAAGAAGUGAAAGAUGCAGCUCGUCUGGGACGGGAAAAAUCCCAAGAUAAAGAACUGGCCAACACAGCCCUCAGCAUUGCUGCACCGCAGUUCUCACAGGACCUCUCCGAUGACCUCCAGUCCCCUCCAGUUAUGUGUGUGAACGGGCCUGAGGACAAGUUGUUUCGCAGUCAAAGCGCAGACAUCACGCUGUCUUCUGAGAAGGAGCGUAUCAAGAAGAUGCUCUCGGAGGGGUCUAUCUGCGAGCUGAACCUGGAAGCGGAGCUCUUCACGCUGCAAGACAGCAACUCCAAGUUAGUUGCUGCGUUGCACGAGGCUAAUGCGAACGUGGAGCAGUGGAAGAAACAGCUGGUUGCGUAUCAAGAGGAAACCGAAAGGCUUCGAGAACAGGUUGCUGACCUGGAGGCCCAUGGGGGUCACGGCCCCAGUGACCUGUUGAAGGACGAGUUGACGCAAUCUCUGGAAGAGUUGGAGGCUCUGUUGAAGGCCAAAGACGAGGAAAUUCACAAUUUGCAAAGCAAGAAGGCAGACUAUCAUGAGGUGGAGCGUGACAGAGAUCAGGCUAUACACAGAUUACGGGAAGUGGAGAUGCGCAAUUCCGAGCUGGAACGCCGUAUCCAGAACACGGAGCAGAACUUAAGCAACUCUUUGGAGGAUCGAGAUCGCAUGGACACUGAGCUCCAGAGGGCCAUCGAAAUUCUAGACAUCAAGAUCUUUGAUCUCAAUGACCUCCGGCAGAGCUUAGUUAAACUUGUGGACAAGUAAAAAGUCAACAUGCAGGAGUUCAAAAUAAUCAUAAUAAUAAUAAAAACAAAUCCAAGAUGGAGCACAGUUACAUGCACCUCAAGCGCAAGAACCAUCUUGUCUGCAGCACUCGCUGUUCACAUGUCGGCCUAAACUGCAUUUUACGUUGUUUUACUUGUCAUAUAAUGUAGCACUUCAUGUUGCUUACCAGGGAAACAAUGCAAUAACCUCAAGGUAACUGCUUCUAAGUGCAGAGUGCAAAAUGUUCUGGUGCUCAUAGUUUUUCCAAUUAAUAUGACAAUUGGAUUAUAAAUUGCAUAUUGUGACUAAUAAGAGGCCUUGUUUUACUGUACAUUAACUGUCUUGUCAGCGAUUCUACAUACAAAACAAGCACACAUUCAUACUACAUUGCAGCCAUUCCACAUAUUGCAGAUAAACCCAUUUGUAACGUGUAUGUAGCUGUCCAUGUAUUAAGUAGCAGCAGGUAGACAAUAGAGAUGAUUCUAAAUUUAAGCAGCUUGGUCUUCUGCGCUAUUACUCACAUUUGGAUGAAUGAAGUACAUAUUAAUCAAUAGGAGGUAUCCAACAUAGGUGUAAUUUAUCUUAUCUGUCAUGCUAUAGUGCACACAUCAUUUACAUUUUGAACUGUGUUCGAAUAAUAAUAAACUUACAGUACUUCUGA
Hippocampus zosterae (dwarf seahorse) is the source of this 2326-nucleotide messenger RNA. RefSeq names its product homer protein homolog 3-like. The transcript has 12 exons. Gene Ontology annotation, biological process: regulation of store-operated calcium entry; G protein-coupled glutamate receptor signaling pathway. Bases 574 to 1665 code for a protein of 363 amino acids. Gene Ontology annotation, cellular component: cytoplasm; dendrite; plasma membrane. Lineage: Eukaryota; Metazoa; Chordata; Actinopteri; Syngnathiformes; Syngnathidae. The record is from RefSeq and is a predicted model, not a curated record. Gene Ontology annotation, molecular function: G protein-coupled glutamate receptor binding.